This is a messenger RNA of Chaetomium fimeti, 1226 nucleotides long. RefSeq lists its product as uncharacterized. Lineage: Eukaryota; Fungi; Ascomycota; Sordariomycetes; Sordariales; Chaetomiaceae. The transcript has a single exon. Bases 82 to 963 code for a protein of 293 amino acids. The record is from RefSeq and is a predicted model, not a curated record.
CAACAGCUCAAACAUCCCACCAGCAACCUGCAAACCACAACCGACAAGACACCCAUCCAGCACCCCACCAACCAAGCAACCAUGUCGCAAUCCACAGCAGCAACAGCCGCCGCCCCCAACUCGGACCCCAAACCCGACAACAACAACCGACUCUACGACCCGGCCCUGCCCCGAGACGGCACCCUCCUCCAGCAAACCCUCCGGCCCGCGCCCGACGCCAUCGCCCUCUGCACACCACACAUUCCCCCCUCCAUCACCACCGAACCCAUUAUCGACGUGGGGCUUUCCCUCCCCAACCCCAACGACGUCCUCCUCAUCAUCCCCACCGCCAACGCCUCCAAAACCGCCCUCUUCACCAGCCACCUCGCCGCCACGCGGCCGUCGCACAUCACUUCCUUGACCCACCUCCAGAUCCCGGCCGAGUCGGGCGUCGGCGAGCAGCCGUACGACAGCGCCGGCCCGCGCGGCGCCUUCAACCGCGUCCUGGGCGCCGUGAGCGCGCUGCAGGUUGAUCCCGCGCACCGCGAGGCGUUGCUGAAGGUGCGGCCGGGCACGGUGAUCGUGGGCGCGGUGGAGAACUUUGUGAGGCGGGAGCGGGGCGCGGACGGGGUGGUGGUGCCGGUGGACUACGGGGUGGUGGUGAUGUGCCGGAUGUCGUUGGCUAGCAGGGAGCCGGGCCCGUGGGAGUGGCGGGUCGGUGUGUCCCAGGGGGUGACGGUGCCGGUGGAGUAUUGGAGGGCGGCUGAGGCGUUUGGGUUUGAGGAUGAGGCGGGCACGCAUGGUAAGGUCACGGUGGGCGAGGUGAUCGAGGCGAAUGUGGAGGGGGUGGAUUCGGGGAAUUGGUUCGAGUCGUUGACCGCGGCGCGCGUGUCGAGGUAUGACUUGUUGAGGGGCGCCAUGGAGGGGAUGGAGGUUCCGUGGCCGGUGGCUACGGGGGCGGAUGCGCCCGCUGUGGUGGUGUAAAAGGCAUCUAAGACCCUUAAGACAUUGCGUUUAGAUCGGCAACGGCCGUGUAGUAGACCCCUAUUAUCUAGACUAGAAACUAACUCCCGUUUAACACUGCAAUUUUAAACGGCUUCCAUGACUUGACCUGGCUACUCAGUGAAUCCUCAGAUCUCUUGCCUAAACCUCACGGUUGUCCUGCCUUCUCGGGCGCGCUUUGUGAACGCACCCUCCGUGUCGUUAACCUUUUCCACUGCGCUCGAAACGACUUGACCUGCUGUUUC